ACAGACAAGAUCGGGAACUAGUGAGAAACGUACGCUGCGACGGGUCGCGAGAAUCCCGGCGGUGUUACCCAAUAUAAUAGAAGAGAUGACGGCGAAAAAUCACAGUAGAAAAUAUACCGAGUAGGCGAGCCAAAAUCUGUGUCACAACGCAAAUCCCGAAAAAAGGAAAAAAACAUUAAAGACCAACCAAGAAUUUCUAUCGAUCCAUCGGUUUAUGGAAUCAAGUGAACCAUAACGAGUCUCCGGAGUUAAUCGUGCGUAGAGCGUCAUGGACUUCAUCGCGAGCAUAAUCAAAAGGCCCAAGAGCAUCGCCACCACUGGCAUUACGACCACUCAGCCAGCGGCCAUGGAAGCAUCAGACGUUGGGCAUCCUUCACCAAGGGAUAAUGGCAUUACCACUGGCAUUGCCACCACUCAACCAGCUGCCACGGAAGCAUCAGAAGCAAAGCAUUCUUCACCAAGGGAUAAUGAAGGGGGUUCUCCCAUCUCCUUGCACCUGGGAACGCUUCUGGAGUCUGCCGCAGAAGAUCUACUGCAAUUGGAGGAGCAGAACUGCAGUCUCCUGAAGGAGCCUAGUUCAAUCCCACUGGCAGCCUCCGAAAACAGCAGUAGUAGAGAAACUAUCCAGCAACUCUUAAGCGAGAUAAACGUGAAUCUAAACCAAGUUAGUGCUAACGAAAUGGAGCACUUACAGGCUAUGAGUGGCGAGAUGAGUCCGCUGGCGGUGAAGCCCAGUCCCAAGCCAUCAAGCAUGGAACAACAGAAGGCUCUGGCCGCUGCUCUGGGCCAUCAGACGGUGGCAACAGGUUGCCUUAAGCUGGAUGUGGACGCGGUUCCAAAAUUCGGAGGGCUUCCCGAGUUCGAUGAGACGCAAAUACCAGAACUGGCUCCUUUAAGUGCCGAAAUGGAGGCUCAACUUAAGUCAAACCAUUCGGACUCGGAUGUUUUCGUGGAGUGCUUAUCGCUUCACAGUGAGCGGUACACGGGAGAUCGCUCUGAAUUGGAGGCAUAUUCAAGUGCCCUUAACGAUGUGCUGGAGCAACAGUUGUCCAUGACCUCGGUUGCUACAAUGGAGAACGAAUUCGAAGAUCCUUUGGCUGUCAGCCAGCACAACAACGUCAGCUAUGAAGCUAUGGAUGUGGACGAUAUCAACGAAACCAUGGAAAUGUUAAAGGAUGUGUUGGGUCCCGAAGACCAUGAGCUAUUACAACAGCAAAUUCUUAGCAAAACUCAGUCAAUCGCAGAGAUGAAUCUUAAGCAGGACCAUGGAAAACAGGAGCAGGAGAGGAUAGAAGGGUUCCCCGUUGUGCAAGUACAGAUGGAUAAAGAACAGGAACUUAUAAGUCGAACUGAAGGAUCGCCCCCUGGAGAAUCAGGACAGUCUGAGCAGGCUAAUGAACCAUCCCAACGGGCUGAAUUCGAUUUUCCAAGGGACCUAAAGAAACCAGACUUUGAGAAGAGGGAAGAAAAUCAGGAGAAUUCAGUACAGAAAACACAGCAACAAAGUUCUGAAGAAGAAUUACAUAUACUGGACGUUCAAGAUCCUAUCAAUAACGCGCCGGAACCGGAAUCAGAAAAUUCUCAGGCGCCCCUGCAGUCUUUGAAUUUUCAAGAGCUCUUAGAACGCCCAUCGGAAGAUGCAAACACGUCACUAGGGCACUUUAAUGAAGACCAUAUAACUUCAGUGUCAGCAGAAACAAUCAAGGGAUCUGAAGUGAAAGAAGAAGAAAUCUGCCUUGAACAAAAUGCGUCACCAGCUGUGGAGGCCACCGAGGAGAAAAUAACUGGGGAGGAGUUUGAGCCCAUGGAAGUGGAUGUCUCCAUGAAAGUGGAUGAUGCCUCGGUGAUAAGGUCACCUCAACAGAAUCAAAUGGAAUCGCAGGCAUCUAUUUCAACCAUACCUUCCUUAAACGUUUUCGAAGAAAAAGAAACGGCUUUAUUAAAACAGCCUCCUCAGAACCAUCAAUUGGAUCAGAACAUUGCAGAGCAAGAAGAUUCAUUGAAAUACAUUGAUGUGGAGCCACCACCAGCUCUACUUUCACUCCCUAUACCGACGCCCCAAGCCAAAGCGGAGGAGCUGGCUCUUUCUCCACCCAUACCCACUCAUCGUCCAAAAACCGCCGAAGAACUAGAAUUUCUGGCUUUGAGGGAGUUGCCUUUGCCUGAUGAUUUAAGUCCUGGAGAAUCAGUUAACAUGAAAAUGCAGAUUCCAGAGUUGGAGAAGGAGGGAGUGAAGGAGCAACAGCAUCACCCCUCGACGGUUGCGGUGGUCACACCCACACAAAAGCGUUCUACGACACCGUUGUCUUUGGAUCUUGGCGGUAGCACGUCAUGCAACUCGGAACCGACCUCGCCUAGUUUCCCUAUUAGAGGACCAGUGGAGAAACCGUCCCACUUCCCUCGCUCGCCUCAUGCUCCACCGGAGCUGGAAGAUAUGCCCUACUUGGAGGAGGCUGUGGUUACACCGUCUUUGGAUCGCAAGCAAAGCGUUUUUGAAGCUGGAGUUAUCGAUAAAUCUGCAGUGGCUAUUGAGAUAACUCAACCGAGUCCAGAGAAGAAGGAACAUCUCAACGAAACCUUGCCCAUGAGCGAGCAUUCGCCCGUACUCUUAAAUGGAACAUUCGACAGCGGCAAGGUAAGGGAUACAAAAUUAGAGGCGGAUACAGCGGAUUUUGAGGGUUCCCCCACAUUUGCUGUAAGUCUUGAAUCGGUCGGGGAUCAUCAGCGACGAACUUUUUCGGUGAUUCAAUCCACAGCGGAAAAGGAGGGGGACAAAUCUCGUAGGACUUUCUGCAAGGAAAAUCCACGCCGUACCUUCUGCUUGGAGCAAAAUGCUUCUCCAGCGAUUGAGGCUACCGAGGAUAUAAUUGCUGGUGAUGCCAUGGAUGUGGAUGUCUCCAUGAGGAUGGAUGAAGUAACCGUGAUAAAGUCACCUCAGCAAAAUUAUAAGAAAUCCCAAGAACCAGUUUUAAAUUCGCCACCGAUUCCCACCUACCAAAAUCUCAAAAGAGCCGCCAUCCAUGAGGCGCAUUCUCCGGUCUCGCCGCCUGGAAAUGCUACCGUUGUCCUAGAGGAGCAAGCCCUGUCCGCCAAGGAGCAAGCCACGCUAAGUGCCAGCGAUGAAAAGGACGAUGUGUUCGUAGAGCACUUUGGUGCCAUAUCUCCUGUUUCGGAUGACAUGUUCAAGACCCCGCAGUUUACCAGCAGUGGCUUCAACAACCAAGCCAAGAUUAAGGCCAAUUCUGCUGGAGAAAUAGGAAAAGCAGCUUCUGUUAUGAGCGGACAGAGGGUAGAAGCAGCUGGCGAGGAGGAGCCGGUCCUUGAUGCAGAGUUCCGGGAUGGCGCCAGCAACCAAAACUUAAUACUGAACUCAUCAGAUUUUGAUUAUUUGUACACAAAAGGCAGCAAUAAUGCCCCCAUCGACCGUAGUUCGUUGCUGCUGAAGUUCGAUCCCCUUCUUGGAGCUCCCGUGCCGGUUAAUCAUCUCAAUCAGCAGGAGCAGGCUCUUCUGAACAUUUUGGGAGCAAACCAGAACCGGAUCCUCAGUCCCACAUUGGAGGAGCACGAGACAAGUGGCGGCAACCAGUCAUUUGGAAUAGAAUCGAGUGCCAAAGAUACCGCCAAGAAAUUGGACUUUAAGCCACCUGUGGAUAGGACAAAAAAGCAUGUUAAAAUGAGUGUGGACGUCAUUGAUAACGAUUGCAACAAGACCUUCGAUAAUUCCAACCUGAACACGGAGGAUAAGACCAUAAACUACAACAAUAUGGAUGAGCUAGAAAAGAAAAUCAAAAAUGAAGUGACCCGGUCUGAAGACAUUGAGAAGAAGCUGAAGGAGGGAGAACAACGCGAAGAAGCGCUGAUUAAACGUAUAACAGAAAAAGAUAAAAUAAAUGCAAAACUAAACGGUGUCAUUGAGGCCUAUGAGAAGGCCAUUGCGGAGCUGAUCAGUGAGAAGGAGCAGCAAGCGCAGCUCCACGAGAGGCAGUUACAGGAAGUGCAGGCAGACCGAGACGCCAAUUACCACCACUUAACGUCGCUGGAAACGACAUUCUCCGAUCUGCAUGUAAAAUACGAAAAGAGCAAAGAGAUGACCACGCAGCUUAAAAACAACGAGGAGUCUCUCCUGGCGGAGCGAAGGCAGAUGAUGGACAAUCUGCGGUUGCAGGAACAGCGCUACGACAAGAUGAAAAACCAUGCCAUGCAACAGUUGGAAAUUGCCAACAAAAAGCUGGACACCUACGCGAGGGAACAUGCGGACGAGUCGAAAAAACUGAAAGCUUUACUCAAGAAGGAGGAGAUCUCGCGAGUGUCGAUGACGGAGCAGCUGCAGCAGAAGUCGCGCGAGAACGCCGACCUGCUUAAGAUCUGCGAGGAGCUCAUCUACGGCAAGGGACAAGGUGGUAGUAGUUAAACUCAACCCGCGGAUUACCCGGAAUGUAUUUUAUAUGUUGCUGUAAAAUCGCACACACUCAUGACAACAUCUCUCAUCAGGCAUGUGGAGCCCAUCUCGCAGCAUGUCCGUAGAUCCGUAACUGCGCCUCCAUCAUCAUCUCCAUUUGUAUCAUGGUGUAAUAACUGCUCUGUAGCGUGCUCUUAAGUGAAUAAGAAAAUGCGAAUGCACAAUUGUAUCAUUUUGCCAACUACGUUAUUGUUGAAUUUCAAGAUAUACACCUAACGUUCCGACGAAUAUUAUACUUUUUCUAGAUUUUUAGUUGACCCGUAAACACUCACUCACACAAGUCACAGGCAGACCCAUUGCGUUCCAUUUGAGUUCCCUCGCCUUACGGGUCUGGUUGCCCGGCAUAUGUUACUAAUUCUCUAUCGUAUCGAAUCUGUCUACUGAUUUAUGUUCUUUGAUAUUACAUGGCGAUGAGUUGUGCCGGAAAACUGUAUUUCGUUUGUGGUUUAGCAAAUGGCCAGCGAAGCAAAUCAAUAAUGUGCAACGGCAGCUAAAUCAACAUACAAAUGGAAAUUAUAAAGAACAGCGUUCGCUUCAGGCGAGCCUUUAUUUAAUGUUUAAGCUUAAACAUAGUUUAAUUUAAUUGAAAAUUUGUAAAAGUCGUACUAAGAAUAUCUCUAUUACAUACUAGUACUAAACCAAGAAAGCGUAAAAAACGAAACGGAAACAUUUAAAAUACACGCAAAAAAUUUAUUUAUGCAUAAAACUA
This is a messenger RNA of Drosophila subpulchrella, 5168 nucleotides long. RefSeq lists its product as uncharacterized. Gene Ontology annotation, biological process: mitotic spindle organization; cell population proliferation; cerebral cortex development. The record is from RefSeq and is a predicted model, not a curated record. The transcript has 10 exons. The coding region runs from base 269 to 4411 and encodes 1380 amino acids. Gene Ontology annotation, cellular component: cytoplasm. Lineage: Eukaryota; Metazoa; Arthropoda; Insecta; Diptera; Drosophilidae.